Molecule: messenger RNA, 2157 nt
Organism: Daphnia pulicaria
Lineage: Eukaryota; Metazoa; Arthropoda; Branchiopoda; Diplostraca; Daphniidae
Product: NADPH-dependent diflavin oxidoreductase 1-like
Exons: 5
Coding region: 214-2037 (607 amino acids)
Cellular component (GO): cytosol
Molecular function (GO): flavin adenine dinucleotide binding; NADPH-hemoprotein reductase activity; FMN binding
Source: RefSeq, a predicted model, not a curated record
CGUGAUGUCUACGUCAAGUUUCCGAAUGCAGACGAUGUUGUUCCCCCCCAGCACUCGUCGGGUUUUUAUCUUUGACAACAACCUGGAAUUGUCGUAGUAAUAAACCCAUCUGCAUGCAAUUGGCUUUUGUCGAGACGUACGUGCUCAGAAACUUGUCGUGGAAACGACAACGAUUAAACUCUCUCCGAAAUAGUUUUCGUUCAAACAAAGGAAAUGAUGAUUUUUGAGAGAAAUUUACUUGUGCUCUAUGGAAGUCAAACAGGAACUGCCCAGGAUCUGGCAGAAAGAAUAGGAAGAGAAGCUCUUAGAUUUCGAUUCAAUGUCAAGGUAUUGGAAAUGGAUGACUUUGAAGUCCAACUUCUACCUGACCAGCAUAUUGUCAUAUUUGUUUGCUCGACAACAGGACAAGGAGAAGAACCAGACAAUAUGAAAAAAUUCUGGAGAUUUCUACUGAGGAGAGAUUUGCCUCAAAAUUCCUUGUUGGCAAUGAACUUUGGUGUUCUAGGGUUGGGUGACUCGUCUUAUCAGAAAUUCAACUUUGCUGCCAAGAAAUUACACAAACGACUUCUGCAGCUUGGGGCCAAACCAAUUCUCGAUCCUGCAUUGGGUGAUGACCAGCACGACAUGGGCUUAGAUGCUGCCAUAAACCCUUGGCUGGAAAACCUUUGGCCAAUGAUUUUACAAAUGUUCCCAUUACCUAAAGGCAUUCAACCACUCAGUCCAGACUUUCUACCUCCUGCUAAAUAUUCAGUUACGAAAAUUGAUUCUGUCACAUCAACAGCCCAUCAGUCACCUACUAGUCAUCCUCCUUAUUAUUCCGCCAAGAAUCCUUACAAUGCGGAGGUAUCAAAAAACGUUCGAGUCACCUCCGCCGAACAUUUCCAGGACGUUCGACUCAUCACUUUCGAUCUGAACGAUUCAGGCAUCACCUAUAGCCCUGGAGAUGUUGUAUUGGUCCAACCGACCAACUCGGACGACAAAGUUGACAUGCUCUUUCAAGUUUUUCCUCAACUUGCCAAAUACCAACGCCUGUCUCUCAGCAGCAACAAAGUCGAGACCAAAUUGCCUCCAGAUUGGAUCCUUCCGGCCGCUGGAUUCACGAUCGAAGAGUGCGCCCGUCGCUAUUGGGACUUCCUAUCUAUUCCCAGGAAGUCUUUCUUCGAACUUUUGGCUCGCUUCAGUUCUGACGAGAUGGAACGCGAAAAAUUGCUCGAAUUCGUCUCGGCAGAAGGACAGCAAGAAUUAUUCAAUUACUGCAACCGACCUCGACGAACUAUGCUAGAAGUUCUCCACGAUUUUUAUAAAUCCGCUGCCCAGGUGCCAGUCGAAUACUUAUUCGAUUUGAUUCCGGCCAUCAAACCCAGGGCAUUCUCCAUCGCUUCUAGUGCCAAGACUAACCCGAAGCAAUUACAAAUCCUUGUAGCAGUGGUCCAGUACAAGACGAAACUGUCUGAACCUCGGCGUGGGCUAUGUUCCACUUGGCUGAGUAAACUAGUCUCUGGAGUGCGAAUUCCGCUAUGGGUUCGUUCAGGGACAUUGCGCUUUCCGACCGACCCGACGACACCUGUGAUAAUGAUCGGUCCCGGAACGGGCUGCUCGCCUUUCCGCUCUUACAUCAACGACCAGAGGUGCUGUGAAACAACUGGAAGUGAACGAGAUCUCUACCUCUACUUUGGCUGCCGCAAUCGAACCCACGAUUUCUUCUUCUCCGAUGAGUGGCUGUCAUUAGAGCAACAAGGACGUUUGCAUCUUUCCUGCGCUUUUUCUAGAGACCAACCGGAUAAAAUAUAUGUUCAACACCGGAUGGAUGAACAAAGAUUACUGCUGCGUCGGCUGUUGAUCAAUCAGCGAGCCUGGGUCUUUGUAGCCGGAAACGCCAAGCAAAUGCCCGAUCAGGUGACGCAAGCUCUUCGGAUGGCCUUGAUGAUUGAUGAAGACGGCGCCAGUAACAAUGACGCCUGGACUCUGGAUAAAGCCAAUCACUACAUCACAGAAAUGAUCAAGCAAUCACGUUUGCAGCUGGAAACUUGGUCAUAAUUAGAAUGAUGAUAAUUGAUAAUGGAAAAAAAAGUCGAUUGUAUUGUUGCGGGGCAAUCGUCGUUUCUUCCUUGUGCGCUUUUUCUUUUAUACUUAUCUGCUGUGGCGUAACACAUGAGA